CUACAUAGGGUUUACUGAGAUUCUAAAACCGACGUUUCAAAUUUGGGUCUUGUUUCUCAACGGAUCCGUCCAGAAGCAGGCAGCCCAAUCCUCAGGUCCAGCCUUGUCCCAUCGCCCUCUUCUGGCAUUGACGUUUACAGCAUAGGUGUAAUUUGAAGUUGAGAAUACUUUGCAGAAAAUCAUGGGAUGGUACCAGCGGUCCAAGUUUGGAUUCGGAACCUUCCGUAACCUCCUAUCGUUUACCGGUAGCAAAGGUCCAGUUGGGGAAUCGCUUUCCAGAAUCAAACACUAUUCCUCAUCGUUACCGAACCCGAUUAAGUCCAAAUUUUCUGAGUUCACUGUCUCCUCUCCAUUUGCUCGAAAUCUGGGUAACCGUUUUCAAUCGAUUAAGCAGCAAUAUAAACACAACAACAACCCCUUCAAUGGCGCAUCCAGAAGGUUAUACCAUGUUGAUCGGUAUCAAGUCCAUCAUUUCCAAACUCGAGGUCCGAAAAGAUGGUUCCAAAAUCCGAGGAUGGGUUUCAUUAUCGUGGUGGUUGGCACCGGCAUAGUAAUCACAGUCUAUUUUGGGAAUCUGGAAUCCGUGCCUUAUACGAAGCGAAGGCAUUUCGUUCUCCUGUCUAAGGAACUGGAGAGACAGUUGGGUGAGAGCCAAUUUGAACAGAUGAAGGGAUCAUUCAAGGGGAAAAUAUUGCCGGCGAUUCACCCAGACAGUGUUCGCAUUCGAUUGAUCGCUAAAGAUAUCAUAGAAGCGUUGGAGAGAGGUUUGAGUCAUGAACAGGUUUGGAGCGAUCUCAAAUACACAGGUGAUGUUCGUGGGAUUCAGGAGCCUGCAGCUGGAAAUGAUACCAUAGCCAUGUUGACUGAGAAUCCUGAGGAGGGAAAAUGGGGGAAGCAGGACGAAGUUCUUGAUGAUUCGUGGGUUCAAGAGAGCCGAAAGAAGGGGGGCGAGAGAGGGGCUCAGGCUGCCACGAAACAUUUGGAGGGACUAAAUUGGGAGAUACUGGUGGUGAAUGAACCUGUUGUGAAUGCUUUGUGUUUGCCUGGUGGCAAAAUUGUGGUGUUCACCGGUUUGCUUGAGCAUUUUAAAUCAGAUUCAGAGAUUGCAACAAUUAUUGGUCAUGAGGUAUCUCAUGCAGUCGCCCGACAUGCUGCAGAAGGGAUUACAAAGAAUCUCUGGUUUGCUAUCCUGCAGUUAAUUCUGUACCAGUUUGUCAUGCCUGAUGUUGUUAAUACCAUGUCUGCGCUCUUCCUGCGUCUACCUUUUUCACGAAGGAUGGAAAUGGAAGCAGAUUAUAUUGGGCUUCUGUUGAUGGCAUCAGCUGGAUAUGACCCUCGAGUGGCACCAACUGUUUACGAGAAGUUAGGAAAGGUGACUGGCGAAUCUUCGUUGAGAGAUUAUCUGUCCACUCAUCCUUCUGGUAAGAAGAGGGCACAGCUGCUAGUUCAAGCCCAGGUCAUGGAAGAAGCUCUCAACAUUUACAGGGAUGUGCUGUCCGGAAAGGGCAUAGAGGGUUUUCUAUAAUUGUUUUGUGAAUAUCAAUCAAUUCCUAUUUCUCAAUAAGAAACUGACCGCGCUUGUCCCAGAAAAUUUACAUUUGUCAACAAAACAGAAAAGUUACACAUACUUUGCAAUGAAAAUCUCAUAUUUUUUU
This is a messenger RNA of Impatiens glandulifera, 1655 nucleotides long. RefSeq lists its product as uncharacterized. Gene Ontology annotation, cellular component: membrane. NCBI's taxonomy places the organism in Eukaryota, Viridiplantae, Streptophyta, Magnoliopsida, Ericales, Balsaminaceae. The transcript is spliced from 5 exons. Gene Ontology annotation, molecular function: metalloendopeptidase activity. The record is from RefSeq and is a predicted model, not a curated record. Bases 182 to 1525 code for a protein of 447 amino acids.